ACCAGCAUGUUUCCUUGGACUUUAGAUAUCCACCUAGCCUUCCUCACCUUGCUAUUCACAUCCAUUAUCGCUGCCGUCUUAAAGACCAGCAGCCGUAAACAUGGGUGGAAACAACCGCCCAGCCCGCCCGGCCUCCCGGUGCUCGGCCACCUCCACCUGCUCGGCGAACUCCCGCAUCGCUCCCUCCAAACCCUAGCCACAACAUACGGACCCAUCAUGAGCUUAAGUCUCGGACACGUCCCAACCAUAGUAUUGUCCACGGCGAAUGCCGCUGAGCUCUUCAUCAAGUCAAACGACGUCGUUUUCGCCAACCGGCCUCUGCUCCAAGCCUUCGAGUAUUUCUCCUACGGGUUCAAGGGGUUGGUGUUCUCAGAGUACGGUCCUUACUGGCGUGGCAUGAGGAGGCUGUGCAAGCUUAACCUUCUUAGCGCCUCAAAGGUGGAGUCCUUUGCUCCUCUGAGGAUGAAGGAGGUAGAAAAAAUGGUGAAGGAGGUUGAUAGAGCUGUUAUGGCGAAUCAGAUUGUGAACCUCAGUGAAGUGGUUAAUGAUGUUCUUGAGAGUAUGGUUUAUAAGACGAUAUUGGGGUGUGAUAUUAAGAAGAACCAUGGGCUUGAUUUGAAGGGGAUUGUUCAAGAGGUCAUGCGCCUUUCUGGCGCUUUUAAUCUUGCUGAUUAUGUUCCUUGGCUGGGAGUGUUUGAUUUUCAGGGAAUGAGAAGACGAUUCAAGAGAAUUGGCAAAGCACUGGAUGAAGUUUUGGAGGAGAUAUUGAAGGAGCACGAGGAAGCUUCCAGUUCCAAAGCAAACCACAACGACUUCAUCGACAUACUACUCUCACUUAUGCACGAAGACGACGACAUUGAUCGAACCAACAUCAAGGCCAUCGUGGUCGACAUGAUCGGCGCCGCCCUCGAGACCUCCGCCACGAUCAUUGUGUGGGCCCUGUCGGAACUUCUGAGGAACCCCAUGGUUAUGAAAGCCCUCCAACACGAGCUCGACACUGUGAUCGGACCAGACAACCUCGUAGAAGAGAAAGACAUCGGGAAAUUGGACUACUUGGAAAUGGUGGUUAAAGAGACCUUCAGAUUGCACCCGGCAGGGUCCUUGUUACCGCGAGAGACAGUCGAGGACGUCGAGGUUGGUGGUUAUUACGUAGCGAAGAAGACGAGGAUCAUGGUGAACAUGUGGGCGUUGGGGCGAGAUCCUAAGGCUUGGCCAGAGAAGACGGAGGAGUUUUGGCCGGAGAGGUUUUUGGAGACGGAGGUUGAUUUCCGAGGACGAGACAGCCUGAUUUUUAUGCCGUUCGGGACUGGUCGGAGAGGCUGUCCGGGGAUACAAUUGGGGCUGUGUACGGUGAAGCUGGUGGUGGCUCAGUUGAUCCAUUGUUUCCGCUGGGAGCUUCCGUCGGGGAUGACGCCAGAAGAUCUGGACAUGAAGGAGAAGUUUGGUCUUUCAAUGCCGAAAGCUGAGCACCUGCUCGCCGUACCAAGUUGUCGUGUUCGUACCAAAUCUUAGGAGAAUGGACAAAAAUUUGUUUGAUGUAAAACUAUAUUCAUUUUAUAAUCAAUUUUAAAUUUGCGAUGAUGUUAGGCUGCUUUGCUCUGUUGGACUGGUUUGAGCCCGGCUCUGUAAUCGCGUUCAUGAUAUAUGUGCGCAGGGAUAUUAAUGGGGACAUGUUUUGUCAAAACAGGAUUAGAAAAUUAUCAAUUUUAUAUUAUAUAUCAUCUUAAAUUCA
Messenger RNA from Prosopis cineraria, 1732 nucleotides. Its product is annotated as cytochrome P450 CYP736A12-like. Bases 7 to 1512 code for a protein of 501 amino acids. The transcript is spliced from 2 exons. Gene Ontology annotation, molecular function: iron ion binding; oxidoreductase activity, acting on paired donors, with incorporation or reduction of molecular oxygen; heme binding. Lineage: Eukaryota; Viridiplantae; Streptophyta; Magnoliopsida; Fabales; Fabaceae. The record is from RefSeq and is a predicted model, not a curated record.